This is a messenger RNA of Strongylocentrotus purpuratus (purple sea urchin), 1632 nucleotides long. RefSeq lists its product as uncharacterized. The record is from RefSeq and is a predicted model, not a curated record. Lineage: Eukaryota; Metazoa; Echinodermata; Echinoidea; Camarodonta; Strongylocentrotidae. Gene Ontology annotation, cellular component: plasma membrane. The transcript is spliced from 9 exons. Bases 373 to 1560 code for a protein of 395 amino acids.
AUCAGAAAGAGAAACAAGAUUUCUUGGACAUGACGAUUGCGCAAACCUGUCCUCCUUAAAACACAAAAUCCGUACCAUUUUCGCUCAGAAAAUGAGCGCAAUUCUUGGAUAAUUACCAGGGAAAUAUUUUUAUCUGAUUGUGGGAGGUCAGCGAGUGCAUCAUGAGGAAUUUACAAUCAAAAUGUGUACUCUUAAACGGGGCUGUCUGUAUCACCUUGAAUCUGAUACUGUUGGCUACCAUCCUUGGACAAGCAGUUUCCGAGGAUGCGUACUGUUCACAAAGUGAGAUUGAUGUCUCACCAAUCAAAGACCGUGUGAUGACGGACACAGCUAACCGCAUCGUCAUCAUCGACGACGCCGUCACCGAAUGCUAUGGACGAAUUGGACGUUGGGUCUACUACAGUACGAACAACCAGCCGUUUAAACCUGGGGUAUGGCGAUUGCAAUCCGGGAACUACUGGAAGCUCGUCGGUGAGAACACGAUUCCGGGAACGACCGGUGGAUACACCAUUUAUGAUGUCGAUGCCGCUGAUAAGAUCCAAUUUCAAACCAGGUGAUAAGAUCGGGUUUCGGUUUUCGAGUCCCGCUCUUAACUACGACAAGGGAUUCGACGCCGUGGCCCACCGUUACGCCGCGAUCAGUGACUACGGCACAGCACACAGCCCUGGUUUUGUGUAUACAAUCAGUUCCACGGAUACCAAGUCCUACUCUAUCAAAGCUGUCUUUGAUGACGACGAUUUUACCUUUGAUUGUGCAUCAGAAACCCAUGGUCCUGUUGUGGGCUCAAGGUCUAGUAAUGAUGGCGGAAACUACGUCAUGGUAAUGACUAGUCUUCCAUUCGAGUGCUAUGGACAGGUCAAAGGUUGGACGUACUGGGCUGCUGGGGCCAGUGGUGGAUUUCGACCCGGUAUAUACCGUCCGAUCGAUGGUUCUACCACUCAGUUCACCCUCAUCAGCGAAACCAACAUCGAAUCAGGACAUCGCCUGAACGAAGAGGUCACAUAUCUGAUUGAGGAUGAAUCUGAGUGGCUGACCUAUAACCCCGGUGACCUGAUAGGCUGGCGAUGGAACAGUGCUGGGUCACGUCUUCGAUGGACCAGCAGCGGGACGGAGAUCAUGGUUAUGAAAUAUGCAGGCCAUGACGACACUGCUUACAGCAGCUAUGUGGUUGGAGAUACUUUCACCGUCGGCAGCGACAUGAGCAGGGCGUAUUCACUUCAAGCUAUGCUCUCACCGUUCGGAUACAAGGGAUGUUACCCUGACAACGUAGCAGAGCGUGAGAUGUCGGUAUCGGCCGGUCAUUUCUCCCUUUCCGAGAUGACCAGGAUUAAAUGUAUCUCAUCUUGCGCUCAAUUAGCAUACCCAUUUGCUGGAGUCCAACAGGGGAAUCUGUGUUUUUGCAGUAACUCAUACGGUGACUACGGGGUGGGAAACUCUACUCUAUGUGACUAUUCCUGCGAGGGUAACGAGUAUUUCACCUGUGGUGGAUUCCUCUACAACCAGAUCUUUACCACCCCAGAGGUUGUCAAAGGAUACACCCUCGAUUCAGUCGGUAAGUAGAGACACUAAUUUCAUUCAUUUUGGUAUGUUCUUUCUUACUCCUGUUAUUUUGUUUGGUAUGCAUUUGCUUUU